Messenger RNA from Nothobranchius furzeri (turquoise killifish), 3588 nucleotides. RefSeq names its product LIM and SH3 protein 1 (gene lasp1). NCBI's taxonomy places the organism in Eukaryota, Metazoa, Chordata, Actinopteri, Cyprinodontiformes, Nothobranchiidae. Gene Ontology annotation, cellular component: focal adhesion. Gene Ontology annotation, molecular function: actin filament binding. The record is from RefSeq and is a predicted model, not a curated record.
GGGAGGGUAACUGGAGCGCGCUUUCCGUGUCUGGUUAGUGGACUGACAGCCAGCUGUGCGGCUGCAACAACAAUCUCCUUAGCUACACUCAACUUAGGUCGAUUUUUUUGGGGGGUCGCUGAUCAUAAUCGUGGACUUGCAGCUUUUUCUGAAGUGAAUACUCGACAGCACGCCGCUACAACCACCUGAGCUUUCCGUGCGAACUAGCUAGAAGAGCAUUCCUCCAACAUGAAUCCGUUGUGUGGCAGAUGUAAUCAAGUCGUUUACCCCACGGAAAAAGUGAAUUGUCUGGACAAGUACUGGCAUAAAGGAUGCUUCAGCUGCGAGGUCUGCAAAAUGACUCUAAACAUGAAGAAUUACAAAGGCUUUGAGAAGAGACCAUACUGCAAUGCACACUACCCCAAGACAAACUUCACCUGUGUGGCUGAUACUCCAGAAAACCUCCGCCUCAAACAGCAGAGCAAGAUGCAAAGCCAGGUCCACUACAGGGAGGAUUUUGAGAAGAACAAAGGAAAAGGUUUCAGCGUGGUUGCAGACACGCCAGAGCUGCAGAGAAUUAAGAAAACGCAGGACCAAAUCAGCAAUAUUAAGUACCACGAGGAGUUCGAGAAGAGGAAGGUGGGAGGAGAUGCUCCACUUACACCGAGCAGCCCCAACCAAGGAGCUUACCAGUCUCCUGCAGCCUCUCAGAACUUCCACUUUGAGCCUGCUCCUGAACCAGUGCGCCAGGCAGCUGCUGCCCCUCCUCCCAGUUCUGGGAAACGAUACAGGGCAGUGUACGACUACGUUGCAGCCGAUGACGACGAGGUGUCCUUCAUGGAUGGAGACGUGAUCGUAGACGUUCAGCAGAUCGACGAAGGCUGGAUGUACGGUCGCGUGGAGCGCACGGGCCAGCAGGGCAUGCUGCCUGCCAACUACGUGGAGGCCAUCUGAGUGAGAGGGAAAGUAACGGAGGAUUGAGGGAAGGAAGGGAAAGAAUGAAAGGAAAAGCCCAGUGCCAUCUCAUCUUAACGCCACUUUCUCUUAAUUUUAUUCUCUAAUCUAUCCUGCGUGACCCUGAGUCCCUUCCCCCCCGCAUCCUGCCCUGCUCUCGCCGUUCGCCAACCACACACACAAACUCUGUCUGUCUGCUUCUCUGUACAAGUCUGUCUUUGCUGAUGUCUGUCUGUUUCCUGUUUGUUUCCCACACAUCUCGAAUCCACUUUAGUGCAAAUGAAAAUUGAAAGUUUUAAAGAUGAACCCGUAACGGUUUGUUAGAGGGGUCUUACCCAUGCCGCAGCUUCAUCCUAGCUGCAGCGUGUAAUCCUGACACGUCACGCAUAAAGAAUGAAAAAUGCUAAAUAAAUCCCCCACAAGUCGGUCGAGCCUGCAGACUUUGUUCUGAGGAGAUUACUGACCGUUUUGGCUCUUUUCUUUGAUCUGAACCAGACUGGAAACCGUUGAAUCUCAGUUAGUCAGAAAUAAGCUUGGAGAAUUGUUUCGACUUGUACAUUCCUUUUAACCUCCAAGUCUUUUGCACCAGUCAGCCGCAUAUCAGCCGGAACAGAGACGAUAUAUAUAUAUAUAUAAACACAUUUCGCCUUUAUGUGCACAGAGUAUCACUCUCAUGUUCAGCACUGCCUUGUGGAUAACGUGAAACUGGAAUCGUGGCCCAACUGAAGAGCUCCUCCUUUCAGCGCCGCUCUCCGGCCUCCUGGACCCGGGAGGGAUCAGGGACGAGUUGGGCGACACGACGAGUCUGAUCUCCCGCGUCCACACUGACCUCACCACCUCAGUUAGUGUGCUUGCGCUGUGCUUUUUCCUGUUCCUGCAGCUCUCCGUCUUAAGAGAAUCACCGUGAUAAAUGUUUGGAGAACUGGCCAAGUUCUUCCCCUCUGAUGUAAAAUCACCGACCUGUUUAAAAAGGAGACAUCCCAGCACAGCUCUGUAUUCCUUUAAUUUUAAACUCGUUCCACUGUUUUUGUGCGAAAACAUUCCAUUUGUUUUUUCAUCUAAUGUGAGUGAAAUAAUUGAAUCCUGUGCUGUGAUAAAUGUUUCUCACUGUUCUUAUUUUUGCUUCCUUUCUUUUUAAAAACUUGCUUGUUUUCAAGAAAUUCUCUAUGUACUAAUUAAAUAAAGUAGUGACUGAUUUGGACAAAAUCUAUGGGUAACGGAUCAGUUGUGGUUUUAAUCAGCAUUUAGCUUGAGCCCAGAUCAGAGCUGCUUAACUCGGUUAAAUGGUCAAACAGACACGGCUAACCAGCUUCAGCAGCAUUUUGCGGAGUCCAUUUAAAGACCGUUAGUCAAAUAUGAUUUUUUUUUAAAUCUACCUCCAAAUACCCAUAAUCCAGGGAGGUUUUAACAGAUACAGGCUUGUUUUUCUGAGGUGUAAAUAAUGUUUCUGACUCCUGAUCUAAUGCUAAUCCCGUUGUCAUCACUGUCACUUUCUCAUCGCAGACUGGAGUAAAAAGGUUGGAUGGGGGGGGGGCAUUUUUAGGAGAGGGCAGAUGCAGGAGGGCCGAAACGUCCGGCUUCAUCAGAGUAAACGAGGAUCUUGUUCUGCAGCCAGAUUACGUUGUAUAAUUGUAUAUGCAUCACAAAGAUAAGUUAGGGAGGAGCUAAUCCGUCACGGUGCUCUGGGCAGCCACUCGCCUGCAGGUCAAAGCGGCUUGUAGUUUUUGUGAAUGUGAAGAAAUGAGUUUUAAAGAACGACUUAUGGAAAAGCACAUUUGGUGCAAGUGUUGAAUAUCAGUGCAACUUUCCAUCUCCAGUGUGACGUUUCAGGUCGAAUUGGCAUCAAAUCUGUAAUCUGCCGCAAUAACAGGACAUUUAGAAGACAAACAGUUUGCCAAGCAUACUUGUUUGUUUUGAGUAAACUGAGGAAAUGGCUGUGAAAUGAUUUAGGCUCAUGACAAUUAGAUGGUGACACUGGUAGCUUUCAUCUAUUUGCUGAUUGCAACUUUCUUUUAUGUCUAGUUGCUUUUUUUUUAAACUGGACAAAAAAAACAUGGGCAACGACGGUGUGUUGCUGAAGUGUAGCUCGGGAUGGAUUUGCAAAGCGAGUGAUGAUGUAAGUGUGUAGGGCCGAGGGGAGACGGACGGACGUUUUCUAUCUCCCAGCCUGUGAGGCCGGGGGAUGAGUCAUUUGCCUGACCUGGAUGUUGGUCAGGAGUUAACCCGCACCAAAUGCCACUCCUCCUCUCAGACAUCACUACUGAAUCGCAACCUCUUCCCUCAAUCUAGUGUCCCAUCCCUCCUCCCUGCUGCAGCCCCUUGUUUCUUCAGCCUUCAUCGUAGGCUCCUGUGCUUCUCAUCAGUCAUUCCCUGCUUCUAUCAUAACUGGUUCUAUACUGUAGACUUGGCAGAGUGAACCCCUAUAAUCCACAAAUGCAGGUUUAGCUCUCAGACCAGUUUGGUGCAUUCCAUAUUAUAAAAUGUUUUGUUUUUGAUAUGAUUUUGUUCUUUUUUAAUAAAGAUAUUCCUAUUGUCAUGUAUUCAAAACUUGGAAUACAUUCUCCGAUUGAGGACCUGGUAUCAUCUCCUGUUGCCCUGUUACAGCACUUCAAACUGUAAGAUCCUGCAGAUUCAAUAAAAUGUCAUUUUUUCUCA